Molecule: messenger RNA, 1747 nt
Organism: Gossypium raimondii (Peruvian cotton)
Lineage: Eukaryota; Viridiplantae; Streptophyta; Magnoliopsida; Malvales; Malvaceae
Exons: 1
Coding region: 691-1566 (291 amino acids)
Source: RefSeq, a predicted model, not a curated record
UAUGAUUAACCCAAUUUAAGAAGUUUGCAGCCUACUUAAUAACUUACUAAACUGCCCAAUCUCAGAUGGGCUUCUAACAUUUCCUUUUUGGGGGUAAGAUGUAGGAUGAUUUUGUUGGACAAUGUAGCCUCAUCCUGCCUCAAAGGCUUUACACAGCCUUCAUCACCAAUAUUCCAACUUCCAACCACCCAAGUCCUGAAUUCAGUUCUUCAUCCACUCACCCUUCCCUUUCAUGAAGAGCCACCACUUCCUCUUCAACCCCCAAAUUUCUAACUCCAUCCAUUUUUUAUUUAUUUUUAUGGAAUCUCUUAUCACAUUACAUCUAAUUAUAAUUUUGGAAUGAAUAAAUAAGGAAUGAUGUGGGUACAUGAUAUCACCGGAAUAAACCUUGGGUAGGGUUGGAUAUGCUCCCACCCACGUGUACACCAUUUACACGCCUAUAGCUACAUCCCAUCUCCUUGCUUCUUCUUUUUAAAUUUAAACUUGUACUCCUCCAAUCAUCCAACUUCCAAAGCAUUUCACUCCUUUGCACUGCGACACACUUCCUUGGAAUAUUCCGCCCUAAAUUCCCUUUUUUCCCUACUUAAUAUAUAUAAAUGGUUUCGUCUUAAAGUUCCUUUGCCCUUACUCCCUUCUCAUCCAACAACCCCUUCUAACACAAAUGCCCAUUCAGGGAAAACAAAAACAUUAAUGGCUACUUCUGGUACAAGAGUCAAACGAGUUACUGACCCGCUCGACGACAGAGUCAAGGCGCAACUCGUCGGCCUCCGCUACUCCAGCAGUGGAAGCGAACAAUCGGACUCCACCCAUGACGACUCUCCCUGCCUCUCGGAACUCGUUCAUAGUUUCUUGGAAGAUGAUCACGGUGCUGCUGAACAAACCGGUUACCGAUCCGACUCUGAACUAGUCGACUCCAACAUUGAUGCUGCUGACUCCCUCCAGAUCAUUAUCAAGUCAUCCUUUCUUAACAGCACGGGUUCUUACUUAAAUCGGCUCACGGAUACCGUUUUGAAUGCAAUAGAAAUGCUUUCGUUUUUCAAGACGGAUAAAGCUAUUUUCAGGCGUAAAGUAAUGGCUUAUCUUCGCCAGGUCGGCUACAAUGCAGCGAUCUGCAAGACCAAGUGGGGUUCUUCUGGUGGUCUAACCGCCGGAAACUACGAGUUCAUCGACGUGGUGCAAUCGAUAUCACCCACGCGGCAAACCAGGUACUUCGUUGACCUUGAUUUUGCCUCCGAGUUCGAGAUCGCGAGGCCGACGAGCGACUACUCGAGGCUAUUGCAGUAUUUGCCUAGGGUUUUCGUGGGGAAAAGCGAGGAAUUGAAAAAGAUGGUCAAUGUCAUGAGUGAUUCGGCGAAAAGAUCGUUGAAGAGCAAACAGUUAUCCCUCCCACCUUGGAGAAAACACCGUUACAUGCAGAACAAAUGGUUCGGUCCGUACCGUCGGACAACGAACCAGAUCCAAGCAAACAACAGCUCACUGAGCCCCGCGACGAUCAACAACGUCCAAUGCCGCUACGUUGGCUUCGAGGACGCCGUCAACGGCAGUGUGUUCGUCCGUACGAGAUAAUUUGGUCAGAGGAGAAAACCGUGUUUCCAAAAAAAUCAUAUGUAAAUAAACAAAAUGUAUAUUUUAUUACUAAAUAAUAGUGUAACGCGGCAAAUAUGCAUCAGAAUUAGCCAAUCUGAUCACGUGAUAGUCUGUAACCUGAAAAUAAAUAAUGGAAGAUAAAAAGAAGAAUCUGAGCGCC